Paralichthys olivaceus (Japanese flounder) is the source of this 1759-nucleotide messenger RNA. RefSeq names its product interferon stimulated exonuclease gene (gene isg20). Gene Ontology annotation, cellular component: nucleus. Gene Ontology annotation, molecular function: nucleic acid binding; 3'-5'-RNA exonuclease activity. The record is from RefSeq and is a predicted model, not a curated record. NCBI's taxonomy places the organism in Eukaryota, Metazoa, Chordata, Actinopteri, Pleuronectiformes, Paralichthyidae.
GGCGCAUGUGUUUAGCAGCUGAACACUUCUUGUGAAACGAAGAAGAGAAGCAUCCAACGGAAUUGCCCAGGCAUGUCCGGACUGUCCACGUGCUGCCUCAGAAGAAAUGAAUUUAAGGGCUUCUCAGCAACCACUGGUAUUUGUGUUAAAAAGCUGUGAAGCUUCAUGCUAUGGAGAAUGCAAGAGCAGCGACAAAGUGUCAGAAGAUAAUUGUCAAUAUGCAGAGGAAAAGAAGAGACAACCACUGUGAACCACUGGGUACAAAUAAAUUGGUUAAAAAAUCAAAAUGGAGCAAUUCAAUGCAGGAAUGUCAAAACACUCAGAUCUCUGAAAACAGGAGCACCGAUGCCUCUGAACCUGGACGCUCUGUGUUUGUACGUAAACCUGCUGACCACCACAGUUUAGUCACAGCCCUCAGAGACAGCUGGGAGGUGGACAGCGGCUUCUCCUCCGAGGCCAGUCCUCCAGCCAGCGGUCGCAGUUCACCGUGCCUCAGCUCAUGCCCAACCACAGUGGUGACGUUGGACUGUGAGAUGGUGGGGACGGGGCCUGGCGGGCGCUGCAGUGAACUGGCCCGCUGCAGUAUCCUGGACUAUCACGGCAACGUCCUGUAUGACAAAUACAUCCAGCCGUGUCAGCCUGUCACGGACUACAGAACUCCCUGGAGCGGCAUCCAGAGGCGUCAUCUGAACAACGCUACACCCUUCGUUCAGGCCAGGGAGGAGAUCAUGAGCAUACUUGAGGGCAAAGUGGUCGUGGGUCACUCCGUCUACAACGACUUUGAGGCACUGGACAUACUCCAUCCAUGUCACAUGGUCAGGGACACGUGUACUACACAUCUCCUCAGCCGGUUGGCCGGAUUUCCCCGAAAACGCUGCCCUUCGCUCAAAAUCCUGUCCGCUAAACUGCUGAACAGGAAGAUACAGGUUGGGCGGAGAGGUCACUGUUCGGUGGAGGACGCUCGGGCCACACUUGACCUCUACAAGCUGGUGGAGGGUGAGUGGGAGCAGGAGCUGCAGAACAAUCUGAGGGACGACGACGCUCCACAAGAGCCCAGCUUCGCCUCCUCCAACCACUACAUGAAGGACGAGUACUGGCCUGAUGAUGUCACAGCUGACAGCCAAUGACGAAAGGGUAUUCAUGCGACAUUUAGUGGGAAACGCCAAGUUCCAGUUGGGUGGUGAUGUUCUUCAGAGCAGAUUCAGAUCUCUAUUAAUAAAGUGAAUGAAAAACACAAGUAUAGUCAAAUCUGGGGGCUAAAAUUAUCCUCAUAGUCUCAUAUGAGAAGAUGCUGGGUGACCUCCGGGAAAACUUACUUGAACGAAAUCACUUGUUAACUUAUUAUUGUUGAACAUGUUAAACAUGGUCGAUGUUCCUAACAGCAUAUUUCUGCUGUGAUACCAGAUGCUUGCAGAGUUGAUAUUAAUCAAGUUGAACUGACUUGAUCAUGAUUAUAGUAUGAAGUGUUGGUGAUAUGCAGAGUUUUUACAGUCUCUGCUCUUACGUGUGAGUGAAAAAUGUGCAACUAUUAACACGGCAUGAGACUAAUCUUAGGCCACAGAUUUGGAAAAUAACUGUAUUUUUCAGUUUGUACUUUCUUGAAAUACCUCUGUACACAACAUGUGAACAUUUCACAGGAGGCUGCUUUUAAGAUGUUUUAUCACUUUCAUGUCAAGUGUUUCAUGUAUUAAGUGUUGGAAGUUACCUCAUUGUUGCUACUCCUAAAAGUUCUAAUAAAAUGACAUCAUGUUAAUAUAAA